Yamadazyma jaroonii is the source of this 1407-nucleotide messenger RNA. The record is from the annotation of a GenBank genome assembly. Lineage: Eukaryota; Fungi; Ascomycota; Pichiomycetes; Serinales; Debaryomycetaceae.
AUGGGUAAGGUUAGAUUAUCAAAGAAUCAAUUACGAAGGGAGAAGGCUAAGAAGAGGAAGCUAGAAGAAACAACCACUGACGCAAAUGAGAAACCUGUAUCCCCUCCUGAACCCGAGAAAAAACCGUCUACUGAGAUCGUGAAGCCAACUAAUGAUAAUGAUAAUGAUAACAAAACUGAAAAAGAACAAGAGAAAGAAAGACUUUUGAAAGACCUUUAUGACCCUAACAGUCCAGCUUUCCAACAAUUCCAAGGAAUCUUGAGUAAAUUCGGAGGAAAACGUAUAGAAAAGGCUAAAUCACCCUCACCAGCAAAACAACAGUUAAUUAAAAAAGAAGUGGUAGAAUCAUCCGAUGAAUAUGAAUCAGACGAAGAGACGGUAUCGAAACGACAAUUAAGAAGACAAACUAAAGUACCUAUUUCCACCCUUAAAGCUAUAGCACGAAACCCACAACUUGUAGAAUUAUCAGAUAUCGAUGCUAAUGAUCCAUUUAUUCUCCUUUCCAUCAAGCAGAAUUUGAACGUGGUGCCGGUGCCGAGUCAUUGGUCAUCAAAGAGAGACUACCUAAGCAGUAAACGAGGGAUUGAAAAAGCUCCCUUCGAAUUGCCGUCAUAUAUUCUUGAAACAGGUAUUCAAGAUAUGAGAAAUAGUGAUCUGUCCUUAAGGCAACAACAGAGAGACAGGACCCAGCCUAAAUUGGGGAAGUUGGAUAUAGAUUUCCAGAAACUUCAUGAUGCUUUCUUCAAAUACCAGACCCGACCCAAAUUAUUGGCAUUUGGUGAUGUUUACUAUGAGGGUCGAGAAACCACUGAUGAGAGUGAUGAUAAGCUUGGGGAUAUAAAACCUGGUAGACUUUCUAGAGAACUUCUAGUAGCGUUAGGGUUACCCGAAAAUGGAAAAACUGUACCUCCUUGGAUUUCUACUAUGAAUCAAUUGGGUAAACCUCCAAGUUAUAAUAAUUUGAUUAUUCCUGGGAUCGAUAUAACAUAUGCAAAUGCUGGAUAUUUGAAAGAAGAUGAAGAAAUAGUCAUAGGAGGCGAAGAAACGCAUUGGGGAGAGAUAGAACGAGAAGAAAGCGAAGAAGAAGACAGCGACGACGAAGAAAGUGAAGAAGAAAUACGUGAAUUGGAAGACCCCGAUGAACCUAUAGUUCCUUAUGAUAAUGAACUGUCGGAUGAAGACAAGCCUGAAGAGAAGGUCAACAUCAAACCAAGUCUGAAUGAAGAUAAGAAACUUUACACUGUUAUCAAGGAUAAAGAUGCUACAGUAGGUGACGGGUUACUUUCUACCGAUAAGGUAUAUGAUUUAGGGAAAGAUAACUCAGAGCCCACAUCAGAGUCCCAUCCACAACCAAAAGAAUCAGAGGAACAAGAACAAGAACAAGAACAACCGAAAUUUAAAUUUUAA